Molecule: messenger RNA, 8501 nt
Organism: Salvelinus fontinalis (brook trout)
Lineage: Eukaryota; Metazoa; Chordata; Actinopteri; Salmoniformes; Salmonidae
Product: host cell factor 1-like
Exons: 27
Coding region: 623-6064 (1813 amino acids)
Biological process (GO): chromatin remodeling; regulation of DNA-templated transcription
Cellular component (GO): histone methyltransferase complex
Molecular function (GO): protein binding; transcription coactivator activity
Source: RefSeq, a predicted model, not a curated record
GCUGGGUGGUUUGUUUAGUUUGUUAGCGCCAAGAUGGCGGCACCCAUUGAAUCGCACCGUCUUGCUUAUGUGGAACUAUAACUGCAACCCAGAAAAUUAUUGCGUCAAUUUUGAAGAGAUGCACAAAGUUGACUGCGAGUUCCACAAUUUUGAUGGCGGCGCAUUCAUGGUGUUGCGGAUCUAUGUUGUUUUGACCUGCCGGCGUUUUCAAAUUUUCUGCAAAGCGUCUAGCUAGGUAAAAUGGCGGCUCCCAUAGAUUUUAUUUAGCUUCUUCUUGGCUAAAUAAGCUUGCUUGCUACUGUUAGCUAGUAAGGUAGAACCACAGCUGCCUGGACAUAUUCUCAAUACAGCUAUAUACAAUUGGACUUGAACUGGGAUCAAAACAAACACAUCUUGAUUUUAUAUUUUAUUUUUGUGUGCAGUAUUUUAGCAGGACGCGGUUAUUAAUCCUGUUAGCUUAGCGUUAGCCAGCUAGCUGGCUAUUCCUGACAGGAGAUAACUAGCUCGCUAGUUAACUUAGCAUUGUUAUACUUGAGCUAUUUAGCUCAAUUUUCAAGUAAUAUUGAAAAGCUUUUCAAUUUGGAUUUUUUUCCCUCAAAGAGGAACUUCAUCUCCCGGCACAAUGGCAUCUGGCUCAGUUCUGCAGCCACGGUGGAAGCGGGUUUUGGGUUGGUCCGGUCCUGUCCCUCGGCCCCGACAUGGGCACCGUGCGGUUGCAAUCAAAGAAUUGAUGGUCGUUUUCGGGGGUGGCAAUGAAGGAAUUGUGGAUGAGUUGCACGUUUAUAACACAGCGACCAACCAGUGGUUCAUUCCUGCUGUCCGUGGUGAUAUCCCGCCUGGCUGUGCUGCAUAUGGAUUUGUGUGUGAUGGCACCAGGCUGCUGGUGUUUGGAGGGAUGGUGGAGUAUGGCAAAUACAGCAACGAUCUGUAUGAACUACAGGCCAGCCGCUGGGAGUGGAAGCGUCUGAAGGCCAAGUCUCCUAAGAACGGCCCCCCUCCAUGCCCCCGUCUGGGCCACAGCUUCUCCCUGGUAGGGAACAAAUGCUACCUGUUCGGAGGACUGGCUAACGACAGCGAGGACCCCAAGAACAACAUCCCCAGAUACCUGAAUGAUCUGUAUACGUUGGAGCUGCGUGCCGGCUCCAGUGUGGUGGGCUGGGACAUCCCCAUCACCUACGGGGUGUUGCCCCCGCCCAGAGAGAGCCACACUGCCGUAGUCUACUCAGAGAAGUCCCGUCUAGUCAUCUAUGGAGGCAUGAGUGGUUGUCGUCUGGGGGAUCUGUGGAUCUUAGACAUAGGUGAGGGAGAAUCCCGCAGGCUUCUUCGCCUACGGAACCGUCUGAGACCAGCCACACAGAUUAGUAACCCAGCUACUCGCAUGCUGAAGACUGCUGCGGCUCAGGUGGGCACGUCAGGUGUCGCCACACCCGGAACACCCAAUCGGCCAAUCAUCACCGUGCACAAGUCUGGCACGGUGACGGUUGCCCAGCAACACCAGGUGGUUACCACGGUAGUGGGAGGAGUCACCAAGACCAUCACUCUGGUUAAGAGUCCCCUCACUCUGGGGGGAGGUGGCACGUUGCUGACUGCGGCCAACCAGGGCCAAAACAAAGUGAUGUCUGGCAAGGACGUGCAGCAUUGGCUGUCUAACCUGUCCAACCUGGGGAAGGUGAUGUCAGUAGUCCAGACCAAACCUGGUCAGACCGGGGUGGUGACGGGACAGGCUGGCUCCAGCCUACAGCACAUCCUACAGACGAAGGGUCCUCUCCCGGCGGGUACUAUCCUGAAGCUGGUGACGUCAGCCGACGGUACGCCCACCACCAUCAUCACCACUUCCAAGGCCGGGGGCACCGUUGGGGGAAAGCCCACCAUCUUGUCCUAUAGCAGCAUGCCCACCUCCACCUCAAAGCCGGGCACCCACAUUAUACCCAUUGGAAAAACGGGAGUGACAGGAAGUGGUAUGAAGUCCCCCAUUACCAUCAUUACCACUAAGAUGAUGACACCAGGCACCGGGACACCAGGCAAGAUCAUCAGCGCAAUGCCCAGAGCUGGGCCUGGUCAGCAGGGACUCACACAGGUGGUACUGAAGGGUACCCCCGGACAACCCGGAACUAUUUUACGGACCGUCCCCAUGGGAGGCGUACGUCUCGUCUCCCCGGUAACGGUUUCCGGUGUCAAACCUAACGUCACCACCCUGGUCGUCAAGGGAACCACGGGUGUGACCACGUUGGGUACGAUGACUGGCACAGUGUCGACCAGCCUGGCAGGAGGAAGUGUUACCACCGCUGCUCCCAUCACCACCUUGGGCACCAUGACGACCCUGCCUGGACAGGUCACCGUCUCCGCAGCACAGGUACAGUUUAUUGUCUUAUCUACCACCUUUGCUACGUCAGUCCAGUUUGACACCAAGCUGACGUUGAUACGUCCGGGUGACGCCAAGCUGACGUUGAUACGUCCGGGUGACGCCAAGCUGACGUUGAUACGUCCGGGUGACGCCAAGCUGACGUUGAUACGUCCGGGUGACGCCAAGCUGACGUUGAUACGUCUGGGAGACGCCAAGCUGACGUUGAUACGUCUGAGAGACGCCAAGCUGACGUUGAUACGUCUGAGAGACGCCAAGCUGACGUUGAUACGUCUGAGAGACGCCAAGCUGACGUUGAUACGUCUGAGAGACGCCAAGCUGACGUUGAUACGUCUGAGAGACGCCAAGCUGACGUUGAUACGUCUGAGAGACGCCAAGCUGACGUUGAUACGUCUGAGAGACGCCAAGCUGACGUUGAUACGUCUGAGAGACGCCAAGCUGACGUUGAUACCUGGCACAGUGUCGACCAGCCUGGCAGGAGGAAGUGUUACCACCGCUGCUCCCAUCACCACCUUGGGCACCAUGACGACCCUGCCUGGACAGGUCACCGUCUCCGCAGCACAGGCAGGAGGCCAGGCCACCCAGGUGACCUUAAUCACUACCCCUAGCGGUGUGGAGGCUCAGCCUGUCCAUGAUCUUCCUGUCUCCUUCCUGUCCUCCCCCACCUCCGCCGACCCCUCCUCCACCCAGCCCGAGGCAGGCGACCCAGGCACCGUGACCCUGGUCUGCUCGAACCCCCCCUGCGAGACCCACGAGACUGGCACAACCAAUACAGCGACCACAGCCUCCGCUAACAUGACUGGUAAUGGUGGGGUGGAGCGGGUGUGUUCAAACCCGCCGUGUGAAACCCACGAAACCGGCACCACCAAUACUCAAACGACGGCGUCCUCCAACAUGGGCCAGGUGCAGCAGGUGUGCACCAACCCGCCGUCAGAGACCCACGAUACAGGUACCACCAACACCCAGACGACGGCGUCCUCCAACAUGGGCCAGGUACAGCAGGUGUGCACCAACCCGCCGUCAGAGACCCACGAUACAGGUACCACCAACACCCAGACUACCGUCAGCUGUAACAUGGGAUCCAACCAGCAACAACAACAGGGCUCCUGUGUAAUCGACAACACCAGCGGGUCCGAUCCCCCGUCCUCUCCGCCCCCCUCUUCCGGAGCCCUCUCCCCGUCGUCUGUCUCUGGUAGCAGCUCUGUGCCCGGGGUGUUACGACCGGAGACUCUGAGAACAGGGACUACCUACACCUCGACCACCGCACGCUCCAACAUGGGCUCUGACAAGAUGGGCAUGACGCUCAGCUCCUCGUCCUCAGAUAACCAGAGCAGGUCAUCCGGUGGUGGUGGUGGAGGAGGAUCCUCCCUCACCUCUCCUGUCUGCUCCAGUCCACCUUGUGAAACACACCAGGCAAGCCCCACUGAGGCCGGAGCUGGAGACAGCAGCGACACACAGGUCUGCUCCAAUCCACCUUGUGAAACACACGAGACUGGCACUACCACUACGUCGACGCAGGCCAACUCCAGUAUGGGCAACGGGCAGACGACAGGGACAGUGCAGAGGGUGUGUUCCAACCCGCCGUGUGAAACGCACGAGACUGGCACUACCACUACGUCGACGCAGGACAAGCAGACGACAGGGACCGUGCAAAAGGUGUGUUCCAAUCCGCCGUGUGAAACGCACGAGACGGGCACCACCAACACCCCGUCUCAGACUACGUCCAACCUGGCGGGGACGGGGACAGGCACGGUCCAGAGGGUGUGUUCUAACCCGCCGUGUGAAACGCACGAGACGGGGACGACCAACACCCCGUCUCAGACUACGUCCAACCUGGCGGGGACGGGGACAGGCACGGUCCAGAGGGUGUGUUCCAACCCGCCGUGUGAAACGCACGAGACGGGGACGACCAACACAGCUACCACAGCCCAGCCUGGUGACUCGACACAAGGAGACAACGGAACUACAGAGGUUCCCUCGUCGUCCUCGGCAACCACCGAGACCAGCGCAUCGACGACAUCUGGCAGAGCCGUCACCACGGUUACUCAGUCCACGCCCACACCUGGGCCCUGCGUACCUGAGAUCUCAUCAAUGUCUGGUUCGUCCGAGGCGGUGGCAUCGGGGGCUGAAGAGGAAGAGGAGGCCAUGCAGACCGACUCUCUCCCAGAGGGCACAGUGAGGGUCGUGACCCUGGAGGAGGCUGCUGCAGCUGGGAUACAGGUCCAUGUGGAGGGCAUGGAGGAACAAAACCAGGGGGAGCAAGAGGGACUUCCUGCGGAGCUGAUGUCUGAAGGCGGCUCGGGGGGCCAGCAGACCCUGAUGGUGACGGGUUUAACCCCCGAGGAGCUGGCUGUUACCGCUGCAGCCGAGGAGGCGGCACAACACGCUGCUACUGAGGAGGCUAACGCCCAGGCCAAGGCCAUACAGGCUGUCCUGCAGGCCGCACAGCACGCUGUCAUGAACGACGGUGGCCAUCAGACCACCAACAUCCCCAUUGUGUUGACUCAGGCUGAGCUGGCAGCCCUGGUACAACAACAGCAGCAGCUGCAGGAGGCCCAGGCUCAGGCUCAGGCUCUUGCUCAGGCCCAGGCCCAGGCCCAGGCCCAGGCCCAGGCUCAGGCUCAGGCUCAGGCUCAGGCUCAGGCCCAGGCUCAGGCUCAGGCUCAGGCUCUUGCUCAGGCCCAGGCCCAGGCCCAGGCCCAGGCAGCAGUAGCACAACACAACCAGGCAGCAGCACAACACAACCAGCCCACCGAGGGCCUGGCCCCAGCAGACAGCCUGAACGACCCGGCGUCAGAGACUAACGCCGAUGAGUUGGCUGCUGCAGUGACCCAGGCGGUGGCCCGAUUAGCCCCGUCCUGCACCUUAACCCCCACUCAGACAAUGAUGGUGGCCGGCCCGGCUAAGAUACAGGCAGCUGCGACCAUGGCAGAGGUGGUCAAUGGAAUAGAGUCUGCUGCUGGGAGGCCAGGACUGCCUCCUGCGGUGGUCAAAGCCCCGCUGAAGAAAGACAACCAGUGGUUUGACGUUGGCAUCGUCAAGGUCACCAACACGGUGGUCACGCACUACUACCUACCCGACGAAGACGCGGCUGCUGCUGAUGACGACUCUGGGACGAUCCCGGACUACAGUCAGAUGAGGAAGAUCGAUCUCCAGCCAGGGACGGCCUAUAAAUUCAGGGUGGCCGGGAUCAACACCUGUGGCCGGGGGAACUUCUCGGAGGUCUCCGCCUUCAAGACGUGUCUACCAGGCUUCCCCGGAGCUCCCUGCGCUAUCAAGAUCAGCAAGAGCCCAGACGGCGCCCACCUGACCUGGGAGCCUCCGUCGGUCACAUCUGGUAAGAUCAUUGAGUACUCGGUGUACCUGGCCAUCCAGAGCGCCCAGAGCGGGGAGCAGGCCAAGCCCACCACCACCACCACCCCAGCCCAGCUGGCUUUUAUGCGGGUGUUCUGUGGGCCUAACCCCUCCUGCCUGGUGCAGUCGUCCAGCCUCUCCAACGCACACAUAGACUACACCACCAAGCCUGCCAUCAUCUUCCGUAUCGCAGCCCGCAACGAGAAGGGCUACGGCCCUGCCACGCAGGUCAGGUGGCUCCAAGAGAUUAGUAAAGAUGGCCUUGCAGGUAAACCUACUGUUAAGAGACCAGGCUCCUCGCCUGACAUGAAAGCUGCUGGUCCAAAGAAGGCCAGAUCAGACCAGUGAGGAGGGGUUUCCUUCCUCUCCCCUUGUUGUCCAUGAUGACUAUGACUGAACUGAAAACAACACCUUCCUACUGAAUACAAUACCCCAGGCUCUACCCGGACCCCAACCUCUACCAGAACCCCAACCUCUACCCGGACCCCAACCCCUACCAGAACCCCAUCUAACUCUACAACAGCACAUCCUGAACCCAGACCAGGCUCUACCCGGACCCCAACCUCUACCAGAACCCCAUCUAACCCUACAACAGCACAUCCUGAACCCAGACCAGGCUCUACCCGGACCCCAACCUCUACCAGAACCCCAUCUAACCCUACAACAGCACAUCCUGAACCCAGACCAGGCUCUACCAGAACCCCAGGCUCCACCAGAACCCCAGGCUCUACCAGAACCCCAGGCUCUACCAGAACCCCAACCUCUACCAGAACCCCAACCUCUACCAGAACCCCAACCUCUACCAGAACCCCAUCUAACCCUACAACAGCACAUCCUGAACCCAGACCAGGCUCCACCCGGACCCCAACCUCUACCAGAACCCCAACCUCUACCAGAACCCCAUCUAACCCUACAACAGCACAUCCUGAACCCAGACCAGGCUCCACCAGAACCCCAACCUCUACCAGAACCCCAUCUAACCCUACAACAGCACAUCCUGAACCCAGACCAGGCCCCGUCCUGAACCCAGACCCCGUCCUGAACCCAGACCAGACCCCGUCCUGAACCCAGACCAGGCCCCGUCCUGAACCCCAUCUAACUCUACAACAGCACAUCCUGAACCCAGACCAGGCCCUGUCCUGAACCCAGACCCCGUCCUGAACCCAGACCAGACCCCGUCCUGAACCCAGACCAGACCCCGUCCUGAACCCAGACCAGACCCCGUCCUGAACCCAGACCAGACCCCGUCCUGAACCCAGACCAGGCCCCGUCCUGAACCCAGACCAGGCCCCGUCCUGAACCCAGACCAGGCCCCGUCCUGAACCCAGACCAGGCCCCGUCCUGAACCCACACCAGGCCCCGUCCUGAACCCACACCAGGCCCCGUCCUGAACCCACACCAGGCCCCGUCCUGAACCCAGACCCCGUCCUGAACCCAGACCAGGCCCCGUCCUGAACCCACACCAGGCCCCGUCCUGAACCCACACCAGGCCCCGUCCUGAACCCACACCAGGCCCCGUCCUGAACCCACACCAGGCCCCGUCCUGAACCCACACCAGGCCCCGUCCUGAACCCAGACCAGGCCCCGUCCUGAACCCACACCAGGCCCCGUCCUGAACCCACACCAGGCCCCGUCCUGAACCCACACCAGGCCCCGUCCUGAACCCACACCAGGCCCCGUCCUGAACCCACACCAGGCCCCGUCCUGAACCCACACCAGGCCCCGUCCUGAACCCACACCAGGCCCCGUCCUGAACCCACACCAGGCCCCGUCCUGAACCCACACCAGGCCCCGUCCUGAACCCACACCAGGCCCCGUCCUGAACCCACACCAGGCCCCGUCCUGAACCCACACCAGGCCCCGUCCUGAACCCACACCAGGCCCCGUCCUGAACCCAGACCAGGCCCCGUCCUGAACCCAGACCAGGCCCCGUCCUGAACCCAGACCAGGCCCCGUCCUGAACCCACACCAGGCCCCGUCCUGAACCCACACCAGGCCCCGUCCUGAACCCACACCAGGCCCCGUCCUGAACCCACACCAGGCCCCGUCCUGAACCCACACCAGGCCCCGUCCUGAACCCACACCAGGCCCCGUCCUGAACCCACACCAGGCCCCGUCCUGAACCCACACCAGGCCCCGUCCUGAACCCACACCAGGCCCCGUCCUGAACCCACACCAGGCCCCGUCCUGAACCCACACCAGGCCCCGUCCUGAACCCACACCAGGCCCCGUCCUGAACCCACACCAGGCCCCCGUCCUGAACCCAGACCAGGCCCCCGUCCUGAACCCAGACCAGGCCCCCGUCCUGAACCCAGACCAGGCCCCCGUCCUGAACCCAGACCAGGCCCCCGUCCUGAACCCAGACCCCGUCCUGAACCCAGACCCCGUCCUGAACCCAGACCCCGUCCUGAACCCAGACCCCGUCCUGAACCCAGACCAGGCCCCGUCCUGAACCCAGACCAGGCCCCGUCCUGAACCCAGACCAGGCCCCGUCCUGAACCCAGACCAGGCCCCGUCCUGAACCCAGACCAGGCCCCGUCCUGAACCCAGACCAGGCCCCGUCCUGAACCCAGACCAGGCCCCGUCCUGAACCCAGACCAGGCCCCGUCCUGAACCCAGACCAGGCCCCGUCCUGAACCCAGACCAGACCCCGUCCUGAACCCAGACCAGGCCCCGUCCUGAACCCAGACCAGGCCCCGUCCUGAACCCACACCAGGCCCCAUCCUGUACCUAGACCAGGCCCAACAACCCAUCUGUCACAAAAUGGCUGUAAAAUAGAUAAAGC